This is a messenger RNA of Ylistrum balloti, 1498 nucleotides long. Its product is annotated as delta(3,5)-Delta(2,4)-dienoyl-CoA isomerase, mitochondrial-like. The transcript is spliced from 8 exons. The record is from RefSeq and is a predicted model, not a curated record. Lineage: Eukaryota; Metazoa; Mollusca; Bivalvia; Pectinida; Pectinidae. Gene Ontology annotation, molecular function: delta(3,5)-delta(2,4)-dienoyl-CoA isomerase activity. The coding region runs from base 177 to 1022 and encodes 281 amino acids. Gene Ontology annotation, cellular component: mitochondrion.
CCGGCAAAACGAAAAAGACUGUGUCAGUUAGUUCUGUUAUCAGUUACGUGUGUGAACUUUGUACUUGAACUGAAGUUAAAAUUUUCACGACAGAGGUCUGUUGCUGCUAUCGCUUCUUCGAUUCAGGAAUAUUAAGAUCAGCUUUGAAACCUCUCCUUGUGGGAUCAGCCAGGAAUAUGUCUGCUGAUACUACUUCCAAGUAUAACUUUGAGACCCUCAAGAUUACCCAGCCAAAGGAGUUUGUUACACAGGUGGAAAUGAACAGACCGAAAAAGUUGAAUGCCAUGAACAAGGCAUUCUGGAGUGAGAUGAGAACAUGUUUCCAACAGCUGAAUGCUGACAGUGAUUGUAGAGUUAUUGUUCUGUCAGGAGCUGGAAAGGUAUUCACAGCAGGCUUGGACCUCAUGGACAUAGAUUCAGUAGCUAUCAUGCAGUCCGACAUGGAUCCCGCCAGAAAAGCUUUUGCUAUCCGUGGUACUAUUGCUGAUUAUCAGGAAACAUUCACAGUCAUAGAAAAGUGUACUAAGCCUGUGAUAGCAGCUAUACACAAUGCCUGUAUUGGAGGAGGUAUAGAUAUGACAUCAGCCUGUGACAUCAGAUAUGCCACACAGGAUUCAUUUUUCCAAAUAAAGGAAGUUGACAUUGGACUAGCUGCUGAUGUUGGAACUCUUCAAAGGUUUCCUAAAAUUGUCGGAAAUGACAGUUUAGUACGAGAGCUCACAUACACAGCACGGAGAUUCUACAGUGAUGAAGCCAAGGAGAUGGGCUUUAUCAGCCGCAUCUUUCCAGACAAAGAGUCAAUGAUUGCAGGAUCAAUGGAAAUAGCAGAGCUCAUUGCAAGUAAGAGUCCUGUUGCUGUCCAAGGCAGCAAGGUGUCCAUGGUGUUUUCCCGUGAUCACUCUGUCAGGGAAGGACUAGAACAUGUGGCCGUGUGGAACCAGGGGAUGUUACAGAGUGAAGAUAUUAUGAAGGCUGUAAUGGCAGGAAUGGAGAAGAAAAUGCCCAAAUUCUCAAAGUUAUGAUGGAUUACAUGAUUCUGAAUGUUUAGCAACAUGUGACAAGCCACGCAAAUGUACAAAGUUUAUUCACUAAGACAAGGUGUGGAUGCAAUUUAAUAUAUUUGUACAGGUGUACUUAACAAUCAGAUAUUAAAAGGAAGAAUAUGGCCGUAAAUAAAGAGGUAUCAUUAUAUAAUUUCUGCAUCAGGGAAAUCUGAAUAUAUCAUAAGGAAUAACCUCAACAGAUCUCUUUGAAAUAUGAACAAAAGUUUGUAGACAACAAUGUCACAUUGGAAAAUGUUUCAGUUACAUAUGUAUCUCAAGAUCAAAAUUCAGUUAUUUGAUUGUUGUUGAUUAUUGGGUCUGAUAUUACAAGUAAGUGGUACUAUAUAAAGAAAUGUUUUCUGUUGAUGUGAAUACUGAGGGAUCAUUUCUAUAUUAUGUCUUAUUGUGUAUUGUAAUUUAUUUGGUAACAAUAAAACUAUUUUUUUAAACAGUUU